Messenger RNA from Phyllostomus hastatus (greater spear-nosed bat), 5185 nucleotides. RefSeq names its product transcriptional adaptor 2B (gene TADA2B). NCBI's taxonomy places the organism in Eukaryota, Metazoa, Chordata, Mammalia, Chiroptera, Phyllostomidae. Gene Ontology annotation, molecular function: zinc ion binding; chromatin binding; transcription coactivator activity. Gene Ontology annotation, cellular component: nucleus; SAGA-type complex. The transcript has 2 exons. Gene Ontology annotation, biological process: regulation of transcription by RNA polymerase II; chromatin remodeling. The coding region runs from base 225 to 1487 and encodes 420 amino acids. The record is from RefSeq and is a predicted model, not a curated record.
CGGUGGCGGCCGGUCCGGGCCGGAGGGCGCCUGCGUGCUGAGGCGGGACACGGCCCGGCUGGCCGGCUCCGGCGGCGCCUGGGCGGGGCGGCGCGGCGGCGGCAGGCCAGGCGGCGGCGGCGGGCGGCGGUUGCUGGAGCGCGGCGGCGGCCCCGGCGGCGCCGAGGGCGGCGGGAGCGGCGGCGGCGGCGGCGGCGGCGGGCGCGGGCGGCGGGCGGGGGAAGAUGGCGGAGCUCGGUAAGAAGUACUGCGUGUACUGCCUGGCCGAGGUGAGCCCGCUGCGCUUCCGCUGCACCGAGUGCCAGGACAUCGAGCUGUGCCCCGAGUGUUUCUCGGCCGGCGCCGAGAUUGGCCACCACCGCCGCUACCACGGCUACCAGCUGGUGGACGGCGGGCGCUUCACGCUUUGGGGGCCCGAGGCCGAGGGCGGCUGGACCAGCCGCGAGGAGCAGCUGCUGCUGGAUGCCAUCGAGCAGUUCGGCUUCGGAAACUGGGAAGACAUGGCCGCUCACGUCGGAGCUUCCCGGACUCCCCAGGAAGUGAUGGAGCAUUACGUAAGCAUGUACAUCCACGGCAACCUGGGGAAGGCCUGCAUCCCCGACACCAUCCCCAACCGGGUGACAGACCACACCUGCCCCAGUGGAGGCCCCCUGUCUCCCAGCCUCACCACCCCCUUGCCUCCCCUAGACAUCUCGGUGGCCGAGCAGCAGCAGCUGGGCUACAUGCCGCUGCGGGACGACUACGAGAUUGAGUACGACCAGGACGCCGAGACGCUCAUCAGCGGGCUCUCGGUCAACUACGACGACGACGACGUGGAGAUCGAGCUCAAGCGCGCCCACGUGGACAUGUACGUGCGGAAGCUCCGGGAGAGGCAGCGGCGCAAGAACAUCGCCCGCGACUACAACCUGGUGCCCGCCUUCCUGGGCAGGGACAAGAAGGACAGGGAGAGGGCAGCCAAGCGCAAGGUCACCAAGGAGGAGCGCGAGCUGCGGCUGAAGCUGCGGCCGCUGUACCAGUUCAUGUCCUGCAAGGAGUUCGACGACCUGUUCGAGAACAUGCACAAGGAGAAGGUGCUGCGCGCCAAGAUCCGCGAGCUGCAGCGCUACCGGCGCAACGGCAUCACCAAGAUGGAGGAGUCGGCCGAGUACGAGGCGGCCCGGCACAAGCGCGAGAAGCGCAAGGAGAACCGGGGUGCGGCGGGCGCCAAGCGCGGGCGGGAGGACGCCAAGGACGGCGAGUUCGCCGCCAUCGAGCACCUGCCGGGCUUCGAGCUGCUGUCCGACCGCGAGAAGGCGCUGUGCAGCUCCCUCAGCCUGAGCCCCGCGCGCUACGUGACCGCCAAGACCAUCAUCAUCAAGGACCACCUGCAGAAGCGACAGGGGAUCCCCUCCAAGAGCCGCCUGCCCAGCUACCUGGACAAGGUCCUGAAGAAAAGGAUUUUGAAUUUCCUCACGGAGAGCGGCUGGAUAUCCAGGGAUGCUUCCUGAGGCUGGUGCCCGCCGCGCCCGUGGGACGGGAGGACUGCAGGGCGGGGCGGGGCGGGGCAGCCUCUCGCCCCCCGCCCGUCGUCCUUUUCCGGCAGCUUCUCUUCUAGGGCGCACGCUCUUUCACGGUCCUCCGAGAGAAGCGGUAGUGACUGUCUGAGGUCACGGGGGAGACAGGCGCACAUGCAUUGUACCCCAGUCCUCAGAGUAUGCGUGAAGAGGACCAUCGGCCUUUGUGUGCUGGGUUCGGAGCCGUGACGAGACCGGGCCGCGGCCUUCUGUGAGCCCUGCCCUUCGGGACACGGUGUGUGCCAGCCCCACCCAGCAUGCCAGGCGCCCGCCCGCCCCGGCACACGGCACUUUACAUGGGGGCCGGCAGGGUGGGCGGGCUGGGGGCCUGGGGGGUGGGAGGAGGGGUCCCUGGAACUUGAGGAAGAGGUCGGUGGUGAGCACAGUGACUACGUGAGCUUCCCCUACCUGCUGGCAGGGCCGGGUGUUGAGCCUGCAGUUCCCAGACCCUGAACGUGCCCCUGGCCCGGCACACUCUGGCGGGUCCCUGCCGGCUCCGUUUGGGAAUGGACGGGCCCUCGGCAGCGCCCCCGGCGCAGAAAGGGCGCUGCGGGGAGGCCUGGCGGCCGGAGGGCCUACGCCACUGCCAGGACGCGGGGCCCUCCCUGGGGGCAGCCGCAGGCCGCUCAGGCACUCGCAGGGCCUUCCCUUGGGGAGUCCCCGGCAGAGUUCGCAGCUGCGGCACGGCGGCCUCCGGGACUUGCGUCACGGCUGCAAGUGCCCUGUUCGCCGAAACCCUGACCAGACGGUCCUGGUGAAGCAUCUGAACUUCGGGUGGCCCCGGGCGCCCUGCAGACCGGCCAGGGGAGGUGGGGCGGCCCACGUGGCCAUUGCGGGCCCUGCGUGAGCCGCUUCUCCGGGUCACUGCUGAGCCAGGCUCCGACGCGGCUCUGCCCGGCCCUGGGCGGUGUUCGGGGGCCCUCUUGUACGGUACCGUCCUUUGGGACUUGGGGUAGCCCCUCGUCUUCCGGGCUGCUCAGGGCUCUGACGUCCAAGCCCCUGCUGUGGGUGGAGUCGGGGGAGUGCCCCCAGACCCGGCACUCGGGCCGGCCCUCCGCCCGCAGUGACUCCGAGACUUGACCUCCCGGGUGUUUGAGCUGGAAGUUACAUUAAAGUGAAGUCGUUUGAAAGAAAAAAGACCCUCAUCAUUUCCAAGGACAACUUAAUUACGGUGCCUUUUCCUUUCGUUCUACAUCUUUCCCCUAGGGUCGGUGUUCCAGCAUUAAACAAAACAUCUCACAUGUGCCGCGCACGCUUCAGGCGUCAAGCGCACGGCCUCGCUGGCUGGCGGGGAAGUGCUCCUCGUUAACUAAGCCCCGCACCUCCCUCUGGCGAGACGGAGCGGUGGCGUUCUCCCGGGGGCCGCCUCCACAGCCCCUGACGGCGGUCCUCUCUGCCACCCAGCAGCCGGGGGCCGCUGCUGUGGUUUUACAGGCUCCUGAGCCAGUGGUUCUCACCCGGGGUCCCGGACCAGCAGCGCUCCCUCCCCUGGGGAGCCUGCCAAAUCGCAGACUCAGCUGCCCGGUCCUGAGUCAGACCAGGGGCAGGGCCCGCCCAGUCCCUCGUGCAAGCCCUGGGGUGACCUGGGCACCAGCUGCCCGGGGAACCAGUGUCUCUGGCUGCCCUGGUGUCACCUUGGGUGGAUUUUCCGUCAGAUGCCGGGUUCUGUGAGGUUUUAAAUUCAGUCUUUCUUCUGUGUGGAAGGGUUGCCACACACUCAUUACACGUGAGAAGCAGAGCACCCCCGUGACCGUGGCCCGGGCCAGGAGCAGUCAAGUGGGAAACUGCGUUAGCCCUUCGGGAUGUUUAUCUUUUGAUGAAGAGUUUAUUUAGGCUGGACUGUUUCGGACACCGCGAUGAAUGUGUAAUUGACUUACGCUGAGUGCUGACACCUUGUGGCCAGGGGAAGUAGUCCCCGGUUAGGCUGCCUUUUCCCCAGCCCUGGCCACGACUGUCACACUGUCCCGUCAGUCCUUAAUCUUGCUGCGCGCGGAGCCUCUCCGCUUCUCUGCUCUUCGUCAGCUGUCGUAACCCCACAGAGUUAGGUCUUUUCAAGAGUUACGCCCCGACUUCUGAGUCAGUUCCGUUGUAGUCAGCCGUUCUCGGCACCCCCGGAUGGCCAGCGUCCCGAGAGAGCGCUGGCACUGAGGCCCAGCCGUCUCCCUCAUUAAACAAGCUGAGAACCAAAGUGUCACGGACUGCUUCUUAGCACCUGCCUGCUCCCCGAGCCCCAGGCAGCUUUCCAGAGCCCGCUUUCAAACUUGGGUGUGUGUGUGUGGGGGGGGGGGUGGCAGGACAGCACGUGACCUUUACGGUAGGGAGGAACCCUCCGGGCCAGGCCAGCCCUCCCUCCCCGAGCGCCCCCAUCAGAGCCGGCUGGGCUGGGAAGGGCUGUCGUCCCACUGACGGCGGGCUCGGGGCGGCCUCGUACGCGUGUCCAGGCUGCGCCGGUGCCAACCCUGGAAACACGGGGCGCGAACAGCUGUUAAUUCCCAGCGUGUGCGUGGCAGGUCCUUGAACGCGUUGUCACGGUGGUCGAGCGGCUGUAGGAGGCUGACUCGUCUCCAUCAGCUGGCCUCUGGCAGAACUGGUUUCAUUACACACAGUUUCCCUGAGGUCACGGAACCCACAGACACGCCGAGGCCGGGCUGUGCACGGCUGUGCUCCGAGAGCCGUGAUGGCGGCGCUCGGUGAGGGCUGGCUCCCCGUGUCUCGGGGAGAGCCCUUUGGCACCCGCAGCCCCGGUGGGAAGGGGGACCGCCCAGGUUCACGGGACUCACUGAAAAUGAGCCCCCAGUCCCAGUCUCGCUCCUCAUCGUGGGAGGCCGGGCCGCCUUCAGUUCUGGGGUGUGUCUUUGACCAAAUACAGGAGGAAAAAUGCUUUGGAAUUGCAUGCACUUAAAUUUUUCAUUAUGGAAACACUACUGGUAUUUUCCAAAGUUGUAAGCAAGGCAAAAGGACUGCCCCCUCCUUUCUAUGCCGUAACGGACUGAGCAGUACUGACCUUCAACCCAAGAAGCGCCCCUCAGAAGCAGAGGCCACGGGGUUCUUUUUGUCGGUGACAGACACGGAGGGUCUAUGGCGAGAGUCGCGGCCCAGACCUCUUGCUGCAGCUCCCGAGUGGCUGCGGUCCCCGUCCCGGCCCUCAGGCAGGCGUGUCCCCCCUGAGCAGACCAGGCACGCAGCCCGCACGUGUCCCAGACGAGCGGACUCGUGUCUGCUCACGCGCCAGGCACCCGGCUGCAGGGCGCGAGCACGGGACGGGAGCGCUAAGCCGCGCUUUCCUUUGCGCCCGCACACCCAGGUACACAGGGUAGUUACUAGAAAGUAGGAAGACAAACGAUAGGGCUUUAAUCCUCUUAAAUUUAAAAACAAAACAUCAACAUUUGAAAUUCGUGGAGUUUGAGGAAAUGGCAGUCCUUGGAUUUUGAGGAAGUCCAUCUCACGGCGGGGGAGGGGGGGAGCCCUUUAGAUCGUUAGUAUCUGGGUGAGCCAAGACUUACGCUUUUCUACGAGGAGAUGAACAGACAGCAGAAACCGACCAUCCGGUUCUUGCCGGCAGAGGAGGGUCGUGAGAACCACCGAGGUUCCUACGCUCACGUCACACCUCCAGAGAGAAGCCGGAAGUCGCU